Messenger RNA from Pocillopora meandrina, 17128 nucleotides. The record is from the annotation of a GenBank genome assembly. NCBI's taxonomy places the organism in Eukaryota, Metazoa, Cnidaria, Anthozoa, Scleractinia, Pocilloporidae.
AAUGCUGGGCGCCAUUUUGAUGUGUGGCUUCAGUAAGAAAGUGUGGGAAUCAACGUUCUUCUGUUUUGUUUUCUUGUCUGUCAGAUAAGACGAAGCCUUGCGUUAGAAGUGAACUAACGUAAUCAUCCGUUUCUUUGGUUAAGGAAAUUCCUCUUGCCAAGCUGUUCGUCGCUAUGAGUUGUAACGAGAAGAACAACAAACGGCGGAAGAAGCGGUCGAAGCAAAGUACAGAGCCGGACACACACGUUCCGAAAUCCCUUGAAACUCGAGAGGUACGUAUCGUACGAAUCCGGAAUAAUACAAGAUCUUUAGCAGAAAUAUUACUGUAGGGCUCAUCAACUUUGGUAUUCAGCUGUUUUUUAUCUAUUCUUAAUGUUUUGAUGGUGUUGUCUGAUCUCCGUUCUCAUUCUCCUUCGUACACUGGGCUUGUAGGAUGGAAUGUUUGUUUUUUACUCAGACAUAGUCCUACAUACUACAUGACAGUAAGUCUUUUGCUUUCUAACUGUGUUAGCCCCAAACCUCCGGAUUACACAUUGCUCUCUAACUAUUAAUGUUCGAAUUUUGAACGGAAAAUCUUAAUCGCAAUAAGUUUAACUCAGGUAUAUCUUACCUAAUUUUUCGGAGACAUGUAAUAUAUUAUGGCAUUCAUCUUAUUUGUCACUGAUGAUGGGAAAUGCUAAAGUAAGUUAUACUCCCCGAGUUCUCAAGCUUUAUUGCGUUUUGUUUUUAAAUUUGGGAUUGAAGUAGGUCCACUUCCCCGAAACAACUGUGAUUCAAUUUUUCUGCCGAGUAAAGAAAUAUUUCAAGUUUAAUGAUCUACGUAAUUAGAAAUAACAUUGGUGGAAAACACGAUUUCCAGCGAUCAUGUAAUGCUGGUAUUUGGUGGAUAGAUAACACACAAGGCUUUGCAAUAAAUGGCUGGACAACUUUAUUUUUUAUCUAUGUCCUCUGUGGUUUUGUUUCAGUCAAAGUGAAUAUUUACUAAUUACUUCAGAAAUAAAAUUAACUUGUAUUUUGAAAUUACCAUUGGUGUACAUGUUCAUGUUAAGUUUCAAUGUUAAUUUACUUUGAAAUUCACCCUUAUUGUUUGCAUCUGUACAUGUUGAAGGGCUUAAUUAUCAUCAAUAAAAUUUUCUGGACUUUCACUUAAUUUCCUAGCUAUGCCAUCCACAGCAGUUUUAGGUUAAAUUUUUAUAUUAUUUGAUUUUCCCACUCUUCAGUCUUGUGGACUUAAAUUUUUUGAAUUGUACCUUCAAAUCAUGUGUCAGGCAAAAGUGUCAACAUUGUUAUAUCAGGGAAAGCAAACAGCAAUUAGUAGUCUUUAAUCUGAAGUUCUUUUUUAUAAAAUCCAGUUUAAGACCAAGUUCUUCACAUUACUGAUAAACAAAAUAUGGUUUGAUUUACAUUGUGACCUUCAAAUUCCUGUUGCGGAAAUGAUAUUAUGUAACAUCUUUAUCUUGUUAAGCAGUUAUAUUUUUAAGUGCUAUAAUAAAAGUCUGCUCCCUUUCCAUUUAUAUCUUCAUCUUCUUCAUCUCAUUAAUUUUUUUUCUUGGGAAUGUGGCAGUAACAAAUUUGAUACUGCACUUUGGAAACUCCACAGCAUAAUUUUAGGUCUCUGUAUUACCUAGGAACAGAGGUACCUCAUAGCAGAUGAUAUUAGGCUCAUGAUUUGCCCUCAUUCCAGACUAAGCCAAAUAAAAAUAGGUAUACAAUCUCUCAUAGUUAUAAAUAUUUACUGUAUGAGGUUUUUUUUUUGGUCAUUCUCUAACAUGUACAGUAUUCAUGUCAAAACAGUACAUGCAGAGGUUUUUUUUGUUUUUGUUUAAGAAUUAUAAUGAUAUUGGAACUUCUUUCCAGCAUUUUAGCACACACAAUUUAGGGUACAACAUUCCCUAGAGUUGUAAGAGAGAAUUGUAACUAAAUAUUUAUGAAACCACUGGAAACCAUUCUUCCAAAUACUGAGGAAUUAAUUUUUGAGUAUGAACUUUGAGACUUGUAAAUUUUCCACAGUAUUUAAAGACAAGGUUUUUCUGCCAUCCAAACUGCUAUUUUCUGUGGAACUGAAAUAAAACCUCUGUUUCAAGUGCAAGUAACAUACAAAUUUAAAAAACCUGGGAGAACUCAGUCUGAUAAAGACUGAGGAUGAAAACAUGUGUAUAUGUAUACAUUUUUUUUUGCAAUCAGAUUAGGUGGUCAGGGUACAAUGAGAUCAGUCUUCUGCCCAAGAGAAGAGAUUUCAGCUUAAGUUCAAGUGUGUGAUUAAUCAAUUUUGAGUGUUAAAAAAAUUGACUGUCAACCAAAUGUGUUUAAGCACAGAAAUCAGUCUUCUGUAAGGCAGGUUUCUGUUGGUAUUGUAGAGAUCCCAAUAAAAAAAGAAUUGAAACAAGAAAUAAUAAUGACAAAAACUUUCAAGAUUUUUACAAAUAAAUUUUUCUGUUUUGCAUGAUGUAAACAGCAAUGUAAUUUACUGUUCAGUGUUUACACUGUACAGAGGACUACUGAUAUGCAGCAUCUUACAGGUCAUAUACUUUAAGAAUUAUUUUUGUUGGGUAGUUUUCUUAAUGGUUAAUGAAAUUCAUGUUUUGCUUAAACGAUAACUUUUCACAAAACACAUUUUUGUUUCAUGUUACAGCUACAGAAUAAUUCAUCUAGAGAUGAUGACUCACCAAAGGCUGGAACUCCCACAAUAGAUGGUGAACGCUGUCUUCUUUGUCACAAAGAACGUUAUGAGAGAAACAAGAAAGGUUAGAAAACAGUAUAAUUUUAUCUACAGUUGUAUUAGUUCAGUUGUUAAAAUCUUGACGAGAAUAUACAGUGGCAAGUCCAAUGUGCCUUGUUACUAUUUGCAGAUCACUGAAAUCCCUUUUGGUCAUUCUGUUGUAGCAUUUCACAGUCUGUUUGUAAAUAAUGUGAAAUUUGUAUGAUGUGUGUCUGAACAUAUUCAGUAUCAACUAAGCUGAGUCACUUAAAAUGUUUUCAAAGUUGUUUUAUUGGCAAAGCCAUUCUUAGUUUGAAUCAGGUAGGGGUUUAGUCAUGCAAUUUGAAAUAUUUUUAGAUCUGACCUUUUGGCUUGAAGGACUAUAAAUAAAUAUAGGUGUUAAGAUAUAUAUAUAAGUGGAUACACGUCAGACCCAAAAAGGGAAAUUAUUAGGCAAAAUUGGGAAGGAUUAAAACAAUUUUUUAGGCUAAGUUCAAUUUUUGUGAAAGGACCCAUAUUGUCCUUAUUCUGUGGCUAUAAUUCUGCAGAUAAGAGGUUGUUACUGCAUUAAGUUACAUGUAAUUUAGAGACAAUAAUUUGUUAUGACCCUCACGUACAUGUAGAUACAGUGGACCUUUGCCAAAAAAAUUUUUAACAUGCUAUUUGAAGCAUAGCUCCCAUAAACUUUAUAUCAAUGGAAAGUUAUGAAAUGGGCUAGUUGGCAAAACAUAUUUCACUUCAGCUUGAUGUAAUUGCAAAUUGACUGUGGCACGGCAAUUCUAAGGGAACAAUGUUUCUUUGAGUGGAUUAAUUGGAUAUUAAAUUCUACCACACUAAUAAAACUCCUGCACUAUAUCAUAAUCAAUCACUAGGAGCACUUUGCAUUUCUUUUUUAAAGUUUGUUCACCAACUGCCAAUUGAAACAAAAAGGCAACCUGCAGAGUCCCAUGAGACUUACAGCAGUGGGAUAAUUUGUGGGAAACUAUCUAGCAUUCACAGGUGACAAACCUUGGUUCAAUUCUGUUUGCCAGCAAUUUCAAUUUCAAGUUUUUAGGAGCUUGAACUUGAUGCAACAGAACUUGUUGAUGGUUGGCUGUCAAGUGUGAGCCAUAAAGAUUUCUCAUACUAAAAGCCUGGUUUUGGAAAAUAUCUGUCCAUUCCUUGUAGAAUUUCUUUUCAUUCUUCACUCUAACAACCAGGAUAAACAUUGGGGCAGUCAUUUAUGUAAACUAUUUGUAAUUGGUUUUGGUGAGAUAUCUGUUCAUUCCUUGUAGAAUCUUUUUUAUUCUUUACUCUUACAGUCAGGGUGAACAUUGCAGGAGUCAUUUAUAUAGACUAUUUGUAAUUGGUUUUGGUGUGAUACCUGUCUGUUUCACAUUGAAUUUCUCUUUAUUCCUUACUGUUACAGCCAGGAUAAACAUUCUGGGAAUCAUUUAUGUAGGGUAUUUGUAAUUGGCAUUUCACACUUUGACAGGCUUAAAAAUUUAGGUAGUAAAUAUGUUUUUUAAAGAAGAUGCAGGUGUUGCAAUACUUAACAAAUUUUUUUCUUUGUAACUGAAUGGUAAUGCAUACUAAAAAAUUGGUAAAUGCUUGAAAAAGGUGUCCCCUCGAGGUCUACUGUAUCCUUUUGUUGGCCAUCAAAGAGUUGAAGAAUGAAUGGUGAUAAGCUGCAAUGAAUAAGAUUAAUAUUCCUAUUCAUCACACCUUUUAUUGUAGGAGAACUUACUAAAUCUUCAACUCAAACAUCAAAUCCUAAUGGAACUUCAGUGUCACAGGUAGGGUAUUUCUAGAUCAGUGUAACAAGUGGAUUUCAUUAGUUCCUACUGAUCUGUCUGAACAAGGAUAGGCUUAACACAAAGAAAGAUGUUCUUUUUCUUGUCCAAGUCAUUAGACAAAUAUAAUAUCUGUGUCCUUCUCACUCCAUGCUCCAGUGCUAUGCCAUUGAGCAACAGAUCUUUGGCCCACUUACCAAAUUUUUAAAUUCCAGUUCUUUUAAAAGACAAAAUUAAAGAGAUACAUGUAAAUUUUAAUUUUUUGUUCUUUUUUAUGGUAGGUUCCACUGUGGGUAUGUCCAGAAUGUAGAAGAAGUAUUGAGGAGGAAGAACGCAGGGCAGCAAUGGAACCAUCAAUACCUGUAAGUUUGUGGAAAUGUUAGAUGCACAUGUACAUUAAGGUACUCUGUCAAGAUCUUCAAGCUCGUGUCUCUGUCUAAAGAAAAGACCUCUUCACAUUAUUUUGGGUCACUGUAAUAGUGUAGGUUUAAAAAUCUUUUGCGUAUUUUUUUUGUUUCUUUCUUUUACGUUGUUUUUAUGUUAUUUCUUAUUUAUUGACAGAUACUGAAAAUUAAAUGAUGUGCAGUUCUUUAUCAAAUUAGAUGCAAAAGGAUAGUAAUUUUUGGAAGUUUGUGAAACUGGCUGAAUAAAAGCAUAUUGUAGGUUGUUUAGACACUGUGUGUACAUUACAUGUAAAUGUUUGAAUUACCUAGAUGCAGCUACAGGUAUCUCCAUUUUGUUGUAAAGUUCAGGAUUAAAUUUUUUCCUUUUUUUCAUUGAGCCACCAUAUAAGUACAAAAACUGUAUAUACAUGUGUAUGCUGCAUUUGAAUGUUUUUUGGAUUAUUCUCUAAUUGCAGCCUGUAGCACUGUGAAUUUAACUUUUUAGUCUCAUGUAUGUUAUAGAAACACUUUGGCACAAUGUAUAAUGUUUAUGCAUGCAUGAGAAUUACCUUUCAUUGUAGCUUUUUGUUUUGUCCCUAGUGUUGUUGGGGCGAGGUUAAAAACAUUGUGAGGUGUAUUUACAGAGAGGCUGGAACAUCCUUAGCAGGUGAACAGGAGAAUAACUAUGCAAUAUGUAGUACUUGUCUACUAAUGCGCUAUACUUAUUGUUAUGUUGUGUAUUGAAGAUUUGUUAAGAGUGUGGGAGGGUUAGCAGAGUUGGUUUGUGACUUGUAGGACAACUGCGUUUAUAAAUAUUUUUACAGAUACAAUAUAGCAUGUUUUGCCUGUCUGUAACGCUGUUUCAGUGAGAAACAGUUUACUUUGUGGAUUUUGAUAAAUUUAAUGUUUUUCAUUUACACAUCUAGCUUUGUACAAUAUUGCUAAUAAAAGUUAUAUUUGCGGCAUUAUGUUCAGUUCAGUUGCUUCUUUUCACAUUGUAAAUAGAAGAACGUUUGAAGAACAGGGUACAGGAUUCAAACUGUUUAUAGGUUUAGCAUUUUCACUGCUGUAUCAGACUACAUUUACAUCAUACUACUGUAUGGAUGUAGAAGUUCCCCCUUAAAAGAAAAUAACUCUUGUGCAAAGGUUUGGUUAUGUGGACACAAGGCUUAGGCACAAACUCAUUUCUGUCAACCACACAGUUGCAGUCAUCUUAACUGUUUGGCUUGUUGCUGCAAAAUUUAUCAAACUGUAUUGUCUUUUCACUGCACCUAUGCAGGUAAUGUAGCUCAUCUGUCAUCAUUCCUUGGUGUUGACACAAGUUGUUUGUCAUUCCUCUACAAACAAAAGGAGGAAUGUCACACAACUUAUGUGAACACUCCAUGGUUUGGUGAAUUUCUUAAUUGUGUUUGUUUGACCUGGUUUCCAUUUAACCAUCCCAGUUGUUGAAGCAUUACUUGGGACAAAGUCAGGGUGAUUAUGUCUUUUUCAUGCUCAUUUGAUUAAUACUUAUUUUGUUGCUAAUGUUUUAGAUGGGGAAGAAACUGUUAAAAAUUCUUUAGAUGAAAACAGACUCAGAUUCAAAGUAGAUAAGUGAGUACCCCCAUCAUAGAUGUAGUAUACAGGUACUGUGACAGAAGGGCCAGGGGCUUCUUUAAGGUGGAAAUCAGCAUUUGACUAAAUUGUAUUGGUAUUUUAACACUCUCUGAGGCCUAAACCUCUAUCCUUGUGUUUGUAGUGAGAUAGCUCUGAAACUGUAGAGCUUCCUAUUACUUUUAGUAAAAGAAUGUAAAGUUUGAGAGGAGCCAGAAGAAUCUGAGUUGCCUGGCCCUUUUAUUUUAAUUUGAUUUGAUAUUUAGAAAAUUAUUCUAUUUUAUUUCAUCAUACUCGUCUUUGUAUUUCAGACAUUGCAUAAAGUUUUGACAUUGAUAUUUGUUUAAUUUAUUUUCCCUUUAUGUAUUAAAGCUUUAGAUAUAAUACCUGCAAGCUGGUGAGCUAUUGCAAUUUUUGAGUCAGUCUGGUUUGCGAUGGCUCCUUUAGUGAACAAAACAUAUUUUUACAGCAUACUUUUAUUGUUGUUGGUUUUUUUUUCUGUCACCAGUGACUGUACAUUGUAUACAUGUAAUUGUAUGUAAUUGGUUCAUUCUUAACUCUUUUUAGAUUACUAAAAAGUGAUCCUGCUCAGUUGUUUGAAAAACUUGAAAUUCAAGCCAGGUAUGUAAACUGUACAAAUACAUGUACUGGGCCAUUUUGUUUUGUGUUUGUUUAGAGGCAGUCAGAAAUAAAUUCUUUUGAGUAAAUUGUCUCAAUAUUUAGGGGUGAGUAAAGAGGUUUGUGGGGUGUGAGGUUUGCUUGUGCUUUGUAUGAAAAUAUGGUUGUGAAGAAAAAAUUAAUGUAUAUAUACAAGGACAUGUUGGAAAUGGAAUCAAUACACGUCUAGUAUGGAACCACUGUUGAACAAUGAGACAAUUUUUUGUUUUGAAAUUUUUAUCUAAUGUUUGUGGUUCAUACACUGGCUAAGGAAGACAGAAGGUGUAAAAAAAAUGCAUCCAAGAAGUGCCUGUUUUCUUUCACACAAACCCAAAGUGGUUCUUAAUUAUAUUUUGUCUUUAUCAAGUGGUAUGCAGAGGUUUGUCUUGCUUAAGGUUAACUGGCAUACUUUAAAGGAGUAGUCCUUUCCUAGUCUAGAGUUAAUGUGAUCUUUUUGUUAUCCCUCUUUCCAGGGAAUAUGUCCGAGAAGUGAAAGUACGUCUUGUGAAAUAUUUGACAUCAUGUCCCUUGUCCCCGAACCAUGCUAAAGAAUUUUUUACUAUGUUACUGGAUGAAUACCAAGCACUGUCAAAGGCUUUUGAUAUCCUCAGACCAUUCUUCUCCAAGCUGGUGAGAAGUUCUAGUAAUGAUAAUUGAAAUUGUGCCAUUCAUCUGAUAUUUCUGUUUCAAAAUUGCCAUUGAUUUUGUGCAUGAAAGGGGAGCAUCUAAGGCCAUAUCAGCCUUGCAUUGUGUGCUAUAAUUUUUGUAUUUACAAUUCAUUUGCCCCUUAUCAUAGACAGCCUUGAAUUUAUAGGUGUGUGUCAGGGAGUUGUUUUUUUUUUUGCGUUCAGUUAGUCUGAAAACACUGUCUAUCUUUCAAACUACUCGGGUCAGGUGUAAAUACAGUAGUUACAAAGUGACCUUGAUACAAAUGUUUGUUUUCUUUGCAUAUAAUUCAUAUCAAGUAAUUUUUGGCAUUUUUUAUUGUAUAUUAAUUUGCUCUCUGUACAUUCCAUAGGAUGUUGACCAUUUGAAAGAGUUUGGUUUGAAUUGGGAUCUCUUACACAAACACCUUUUUUACACUGAAAUCUAUCGGGACCCUGCAGUUUAUGGCAACCUUCCUGGGCUAAUUACUCAGUUAAGGUAAUAACAUGUAAUGAAUAAGUAUAAAAGAGAUGAAAUGUUUAUUGAGUGGACCAGGACAUUUGUAUUGCAAUUACAUUUCAAUCUGCAUGUACAUGUACACUUGAAAUCUUGAGUAGAUCAGGAUGUUUGUAUUGCAUUCACCUUACAAUCUGCAUGUACAUGUACGCUUGAAACCUUGAGUAGUUCAGGAUGUUUGCAUUGCAUUUACCUUACAAUCUGCAUGUACAUGUAUGCUUGAAACCUUGAGUAGUUCAGGAUGUUUGCAUUGCAUUCACCUUACAAUCUGCAUGUACAUGUACAUGUACACUUGAAACCUUGAGUAGAUCAGGAUGUUUGUAUUGCACUUACAUUACAAUCUACAUUUACAUGAACGCUUGAAACCUUGAGUAGUUCAGGGUGUUUGUAUUGCAUUUACAUUACAAUCUGCAUGUACAUGUAUGCUUGAAACCUUGAGUAGAUCAGGAUGUUUGUAUUACAUUUACCUACAAUCUGCUUGUACAUGUACGCUUGAAACCUUGGGUAGAUCAGCAAGUUUGGUUUGCAUUUACCUUACAAUCUGCAUGUACAUGUACACUUGAAACCUUGAGUAGAUCAGGAAGUUUGUAUUGCAUUCACCUUACAAUCUGCAUGUUCAUGUACACUUGAAACCUUGAGUAGAUCAGGAAGUUUGUUUUGCACUUACAUUACAAUCUGCAUGUACAUGUAGGCUUGAAACCUUGAGAAGUUCAGGAUGUUUGUAUUGCAUUUACCUUACAAUCUGCUUGUACAUGCACAUGUAUGUAUUAAACCUUUUUUUGUUGUUGUUUUCAGACUAGGUGCAGUUGCAAAAGAGAAUUUUCAUCAGGACACAUUUCCAAACUUACUACACAGGUCAGUCCAAGUAAUUUAGUUUGUGAUAAUCUUUGAUUAUAAACUACUGUCUCCCUACCUAAGGCACAAAGAUAUUGCUAUUAUGGUGAUUAAUGUUAAAAAAGACUUGGAUUUGGCAGAUGUGUUUGUAACCUUGGUGCUACCCAUUUCAGAUCAUAUGAGAAUCAUUCAAAUGAUUGUAAUAGGCAUGUUUUUACAUGCUUGGAAGCGCUAGGCUGCUUGUGACAAAUUGCCCAAUUUUAUCCUCUUAAAGGAAUCAUCACAUUAUCUGAACAGCUGCCAAUAAAGAUGAAGAUGCAUGAGCCAAAUCAGUCUUUUCAUCCUUUUGAACACAUUGAUCAUAGUCAGUUGAUUUGUUUACCAGCAGUUAUGUCAUAUCUUUUAAAAAGUAGUGAUACUACUUACACAUCAACAGGCAGGUUAAAAUUUGGAAGGAAAACUGGAAGAAGAUACUCAUUAAGAUAAAUUGUGUGUCCACUUGGGCAAGUGUCAAACAAGUUUUAGUUGUCAGAGCCAAAAACUACUAGUCUCAGAUGUGCAGAUGGGUUCAAUUUUAAGUGUCCUAAAAUUUUAGAUUGAAUAGGCUUUUUACUUCGUUCUCAUUGUCACAGAUAGUGCUAUUUUUAAACUCAUUUUUGUUUUGUACAAAGGUACCUUAAUUUUACUGAUGAUCUCACUGAGAUUGAGUUUUCAUGGAAAGAGAGUGAGAGAGCGUUCAAAUUCUAUAAAGAAAAACAGGUAAACUAAGAUCUUUCUUUUGUUCUUAUAAGAUUCUUUCCCAUUUUCUUCACGUAUAGAACUGUAGACUUUAUCUAACUACCAAGUUAUUUCAGAAUUUUUUAUGGUGUAAAUUUUAACUCCUAGGCUGAACUUCGCGAAAAAACUGGCAUACCAAAAGUGGAGUGGGAAGAUGAUUCUACAGGAGUAGAGUGGAAAAAUAGGAUAGUUCUGGUUGGUAUAUUAUAUGAAGUUGUAUCCUAGAAUCAGCAGUGAUAAACAUACAUCUUUUGCUCCUCAAGAGUAAAAAGUAUAAUCAAACUGCAUUUGUAUUUGAUACUAAAACUGGGUUUUAGUACCAAAGGAAUAAAAUGGCGAAAGCAAUGAAAUGACGGCCAAGUAGACAUGUAGAACAAUUUCUUAAGAGAACGAGAACAACGUUUCUGUGGAUUUUGUGAGAACGCAUCGUGGCAAACAAGAUGAAUGUAUUUCUGAAUGGUCAACAAGUUGUGAGUGGCUGCCAAGCAAAUAUACUCUUUCUUUUUAUUUUUCCCAAACAGGGUUCCAAGAAGCUUACUCAACAAAAGUAAGUUUUGAAUUGGUCUUACGUUGUAAUUUCAAUAGUAAUAUUGUCUGAAGUUGUGUGUGAUGUUUAAAAUUUCAGUGAAUGUCUGAAACUCAAGUGAAACAGUACCUUCCUUUGCUGAUACAUAAUUGAUAUCGUUUACAACAUGUUCAUUAAUAAAUUGUAGAUGUCCAGGGAUGUAGCUAAAGUUUUUAACAGGCGGGAAUCUUGCAAUGAUAGGCGGGUAUUUGGGUCGAAGGCCCACUCUAGCAUGCCUUUGGCACGCUAUACCUAGAAUUGAAGGUGUAAACAAAUAAAAUAAAUCAAUAACAAUCUUCUGACAACAUUUAAAAACAUUUUGGAGAAAGAAGUAGUGCUUCACAGCCGGAAAAAUUGAGUUCACAGCCGGGUAAUUUUUCCGGCUUCCGGCUAUUAUCUACAUUCCUGGAUGUCUGUGUGAGAAUAGCUUUAGUAUUUUAUUCUUUCCAAUGCUCAUAUUCUUUAUUUCUUACCGACCUUUUCACUUGGUUCCUUUUAGUUAAAAUCAAAAGCCCGGAAACUUGGUUAACAAAUCAGUGUCUCUCGUCAAUUCAAAUCAAAAUUUGAUAUGCAUUGUAAUAAUAUGCGGGAAAAAAAUUACGGGCUGGGAUUGGCUUAAACAAGUGCAUUUUUCAAGUAACACGAGUGUCAAUUUGUAACACGGGUGCAAAUUGCAAAUAGCGCGCACGCUGUCAAAAUUUCGUUUCUCGACUUUCUGAGAUGCUUUUUUUUCAUGUAAACUAUUAAUAAGUAAUAGCUUGAUUUCAAAUGCAAUUUGGUGUAAAUAAGCUUUUUAUUUUUUUUUUCAAGGACUUCAAAUCGCGCUCACCUGAUGGGCUUCAUUAAUUUUUUUGUCUUUGAAAAAUCUACUCGUGCUUGUUAACACCAAAUUGCAAUCAAAAUCAUGUUGUCACGUAUACUAAUUUUAUGUGGUACAUAAAUGUAAUUGUGAAUUGUAUAACGAGAGCCAAUCCUUUGGCACAACUUCGAAUAUUUCAAGGUCUUGGUUCUACCGAGUACUUUUAAGGUUCAGAAAUGUACAUUUACAUGUGACAUUGCGUAGAAAGUCAUGACAAAACUUGGUUUAAUGUGUGUUGCACGAAGUGGGAUAUUACCAUCUAAUUUAGUUGUGACCACUAUAAAUGGAUGGAUAGUCCUCUGUGUUACGUUUAUUAAAUGUGUUAAUUUCUACUACUUAGGUGUCAUUGUGGUCACUGCAGUGUUCCUUCAUUGCCCCUCAAUUCACCAGUACCAUCAAUACCACCUUUUAAAACAGCAAGUUCACACACAAAACCCUGCGGCAAUCACAUCUCAGCUUCAGUAUCCACUCAUAACACAGCUGGUAGCAGGAUGCAGUGGCCAAACCCAGUGUCGGUGCCAAACUUCAGUCCUCACCUUUUGGUGGCUAAUGACCUCCAUAGUAUCCCACCCUCCCAACUUCUGCCGCCGCCACCUCUCAUGAUGAAUGGUGGAGCAAAUCUUUGUCAAUGCUCAGCAUGUAGUGGUACAACUGGGUAUAGGGAAGGAGUUAAAAAUACAGAACAGGUGCGAUACCUUGGCUAUAUCACGUUUACGUAAUUAAAGGCAAGGAAAACUUGAAAGGGAAAGAUGAGUGGUUUCCUGUGUGAAGUUUUUUCGUUUAAUUUUGGGUUGUGUGGUGUCCUUGUUGAAAAGAGGCAUGUAAAUGUUCAUUACAAUGACAGUGCAUUAAAGUACAGUGUAGAACAGAAUGGAACAGCACAGAACGUUACAUUAUGUUCAGUGUUCGUAGCUAGGCGAUACGUGAAACAACUUGCUUUAGACUCUGGGAAUGAGGUGCAAUAAAGUAAAAUGCGAUCUAGAUCCUCGAAAAGUUUUUCGAACGUCUUGAUCCUUGAUGGUCAACCGUUGAUUCUCGAUAGCUUCGAGGAUCGAGUUUCGAGUCGAGACUGUCAACUUACUCUUGAGCGGUACUGUAUGUGUAACCACCUUUAGUUGAGACUUUUCCUUGUUUGCCUUUAAGCAUACGAGUGGUAGCAAGAUGGGCGAAUGUCAGUGUAGUAAGUGCCCCUAUCAUGGUGUAAAGGAUCAGGAAACAAGACUUAAGGCCGAGAACAAGAACUUUACCACCCAUCCCUUUCCUGCAGUCCACGCUUCAUCCCCAAACAACAAUCCAAUUCACAGCAAUUACUUUCAUCCACAUCACGGCAAGCCCCUCCCUGCCACCUCCCUUCACCUCUCAGAGAUCCAUCGUCAGGAUCUUCACAGCUUUCUUCCGGACAGCCUCAGGCACGUCAAUUAUAAUGGUUACCAUGACAGCCCGGAUGGAUGCACUGAACUGGAUGACGGAAAUAACAGUUCUAGUGACAUCAAUAGUGAUUAUGAUGAUGACGAUGAUGAUGUAGACGAUGACGAUGAUGACGUGAGCAGUUGUUCACCGAGGAGAACAAGCCAGUCCUCAGGUAGAACAUUUUACAUGCAAAGAAGAAUGUGUCUCCUUUGUUCCUUGGUAUACUUAGAGAAAAAUUUCCACAGAUUUCAAUAUUUUAAAUGUUUUCCUUGUUUUUCCUUUAAACGGCCUCUGCGACUCUCUAGAGAUUAAUCCUCCACACCCUAGCAUCAGUAAGCAUAUUCUCCGUACUGUUCUCCAUACAUUACCUAGGGUGCUAACAAGGAGAGGUUUUUCAACAAUCAGGAGCUUCUUUAGUUUGUGACUAUUUCCUUUGUUCUCGUGAUCCUAAUAGUUGAUGUAGGAGUAAUCUAGUAAGGAGAAAUUACAUGCUAGUCACUCCUGGCCUGAUUCGUCAAUGGAUUAAGAACUUCUUUACUGCUCUCAAUAUUUGCCGACCUCGAAGAUUUUUUGUCGCAUGUUCCCCAAAGCCAAAAGACUGGUUUUGUUGAACACAAAUAAAAUGUGACCUUGUUUUGUGUCAGCGUUUUAUGUUCCUCUUUUUUUUUUAAUUUGGAUGUGAUCUUUUUUUGUUGCAGACAUUGACGGCCUGGGCCUUGAUGUCCCCCCUGGUUCCCCAUCAAGUGUACGGAGCAGUGGAGAUGGUAGCUCAUGCGACACUCCACCUGUCAAUCAGUGUACGUCAUCAACGGAUGAUGGCCGGACGGAUCGUGGGAAAUACUGCGAUUGUUGUUAUUGUGAAUUCUUCGGCCAUGCUGCAGUAAGUAGACUGUUUACUUCUAACCAAGUAACCUUGUUUGAUUUUUACGUACACGUUUUGAAACAGAGAGAUGGAUUAAGAACUGGCCAAAAUAUUUUUGUGUUGGUUUGAAAUGAGUGAAUAGGGAAAGUGGAUCAGAUCGUUCCACAAACGUACUUUUAAGAGCUCUACAUACAUGUCAUCCUCUAUUGACAGGUGUAGUGCUGAUUUCAGGUUAAAAAGAUGCUGACUGUGCAUCAUAAGUUUCUCUGAUCUGUGGCAAUUUAUAUUUUUAGCCUCCUGUGGCACCAACCAGUCGCAAUUACACUGAGAUACGGGACAAGUUAAGAAGACGAUACAACAAACGGCAGGUAAAGUGAGCUUUUAGUGUUCAGGUGUUAUUACUAUUUGUCUCCUGAGUAGUCUAAAAUUUUACCUGUGCAUACAUUUAUGGCAGAUGAAUCAUCGUUUAACUCUUUAUAGGGCUGUUGGAAUAUCGAAGUUUAUAUGUUUGCUAUGACGCUUUGGAUUUGAUAGAUGCAAAUUGGCGCUAUAGUUGGUGGAAAAUUUCUCGAACUUUAAAAGUAACCGAUUUUAUUCUCUCGAAGCCAAACCAGCCGGUACAGCAGAACAAGAACAAGAACAUGAACAACAAGAAGACGGCGAAUGCGACAGUCGUUGAUCACCGGUCGGUGGACGAUCUCUUGACGUUUAUCAAUGGGCAGAAAAUGGAAGAAGAAAGACUGGGGGCAAAAUCGAAAGCGCAAAAAAGAGCGCGGCAAAAACAAAAGAAGGUGAGUGGGACUCAAAGUAAAUAAAUGAUACUGCAAUGUUUUUUUUUACUGUUUAUCGCCAUCAUCAUCAUCUUCGCUAUCAUGACAUUGAUGUUAAAAACUGACAACAAUAUCGGUAAUAAUUAAAAGUGAACCAGUGGUGAUGUUGCAAGCCAAGCAACCUACCUAAUCCAAAGUUUUUUGGCACACCCAACAAUGUGAGUUCUAAUCCCCACUACCUGUCUGUACUACCCUCCCCUCCCCUUUACUCUCUCUUCCCACUCCAUGUUCUUCGAUUAUUGAUUAAUUACGUGAAUACUUGAAUGUUUAAUAUUUAAGUAGACGAAUGAAAUAUUGAAAAAAAAAAAAAUCUUACUUGGAACAAUUUUUUCUCCUAGGCGGCUGAGAAGGCUAAGCAGAAUGAGAACACAAAUGAUCAAAUAGACGACAAAGCUCCUCCAUCUUCCCCCUCCAACCGAGGAAACGUGAAUGGGAUUCAUCACAACGGCACGAGUGAUGCAUUGAGGAACAAACGGGAGUCUGACGCGACCACAAACUACCGAACACCCGCUCUUAACGGAAAAGAACUACAAAACGGCAAACCAGUACACAGGGGGAAAGAACAGGAACAGAAGCAACUACAAACACCAGACAAUGGUGGCAAGGCGCGAAAGAAGAGAAAUCACUCAAAUCAAGAUGUCACGAUGUCACGCCAAGUAGAGAGUCACGAAAACGAGUGCAACUUCGGUGCGCGGACAAAGACGGAAGAGAAGGCGGAGAAAAUACGACAGGUAUCGGGAUCACCUGAUCGUGGCCCUGUUAGCAAUAACAAACACCAAGGGCAAGAGAAAACAGCCGGUCCACCACCACAGAAAAAGCAAGGAAAAAAGAAGAAAAAGGCGUCAGUAGGUAAGAAACACGAAUCCUUUGGUUAUGGCCAAAAAAUUAGUUAAGUGACAGUUUCAUCCCCUCUUGUACAUUAGUCAUGCUACAAUAACAGUCAGAUAACGUUGUAUUGAUUUAAUGUUCGUUCACCUGUGGGUUACUUUUAGACUAAUUGUCAAUGUCUUAUUUGUGUUAUCGUAUUUGUUCAUAAAAUAUUUGUAUUUUUUACUUAGAUGAUGAUGAUGUUUUCAUGCCGCGGGAAGAUAUCGAGGUAGGUUUAAGCUAUCACUAAGCCAAAUCCAAAGGAGGUCUAUAAAAUCAUGCAUCUGUAUGUUUUUUUAAGGAGGUUUCAGCGGCGUUAACUUGACAUUGCUAAUAUUCGAACAUUUCUCAUUGACAACCUGGUUUAUCGUCACAGACCGAUUGUAUGUUUUGGUAAAAGAUUAUGUAUCGUGAAGCACUGAAGGGCAGACGCUCAGUAAGAUACUACAUAAAACGAGUCCAAAAGGAAAUUCAGUCGUCGAUUUCUUAAAAAUUCGGAUCGCUGAGUUAUGAGGAGAUAAUUUCCACUAUGAUACUGCAUAAAACGAGUCCAAAAGGAAAUUCAGUCGUCGAUUUCCUAAAAAUUCGGAUCGCUGAAUUAUGAGGAGAGAAUUUCCAGUCAGUUGGGAAACUAACAUUGUUUACCAGUAAUUUUUUUUGGCAAGUCUGCUAUCUGCAAUUUGAUUGGCUACUCCUCUCGCUAUCUAUUCCGCGAUCGAUACAUGUACAUGUAAUAAGUAGAGCGAGUACCCAAAUAGUGUUUAAUUGAAUAGAAACAUGAGCCCGUCUUGUUGUUAAGGUUAAAAGUUAUAGAAGAUUUGGAACAGAUUUCCGUAUAACCUAAUACUAGUUUAAAACGAAGCCGCACACCUAAGGGCAAUCUAUUGUUUUCGCCAUAUUUCUCUUUAUCCAAAAACUGUAUGCGUAUUGAGUAUAGGGUUUUGCGGAAAUCUUGCCCAGAUUUUAACCAAAAGAAUUAAAGUUUUGCUUAAGAUUUCUUUGCGUGAUAGAAAUCUCAAGUUCUUUAUGUCAUCGUUGAAUAUUGUUGCAAAUUUUUGUUUCUUGUAGAAACUUACCCAAAUGGAUGAAGCAGAGCGUGAACUGGAAGAGUUUAAAAGGUAAUAUAACGGUUUCCUUGAUAUAUCAUGUUAACUCUAGAAGAACUGUUUCGAAGGGAAAAUUCGUGAGAUAUUUUCCCUUUGCCCUGCUUUUUCAGCCUAUCAUUUAUGGCAGUCGGUACUUCUUUCAUGUGUUUAUUAGUUGAGCUAAAACUUUGGUUGUUGGAUGACAAUGCAGUUGUUCUUAUUCCUUCCAAAACACACACAAUUUAAGCUGUUUGUAAAUGUAGGCGAGAACAGUUUUUGGGUUUCUAAUGGGACCUGAAGGCAACGAUGUAAAUGUCGUCGAAUCCAAGACAAAACGCUUCUCUGUGUGUUUCGAAUGUUAUUCUGUUGCAUGAUGAUGUGGAUAGAAAACCAUGAAAGAUAAGACUGAACUAUAAGUUGUGAAACACUUAUGACAGCGUAGACAAUAUGGGUCGUUAUCGCUUAGUACAAUUAAUACUAAUUUUGGAGAUGGCCUUUUCAUUCCAGAUUUUGUAUGAAUCUAACACCCUUGGAGAGAAGAGAGCGUAUUCCUGUAAACGUCAACCUCAAAGGGCUUCUAAAUGGCAAGAAAAACGGAUCUUCCUAGGCUAUGCCUUGAGUUUCCUAGAUGAGCUUACUCGGCCUUCUUGAGUCGAGGAGGCCUGUAAACUGGUCGCGCCAGUUUUUCCGGAGUUGUGAAUUUAAGGAAGCACUUCCUCGAUCAGUUCCGUUUUCUUUUCAAUGUAAUCUAAUGCACAGAGAAUUAUAUUGCCAA